AUGGCAGAGUUCCCUUGCGCUCUAGAACGCACCGUCGCUUCUGCUCUGCUCCUUCUCUCCACUUCACCGCCUCCUCCGCCAUCUCCUCCGCCGUCGCCAUCUUUACCGAUUUCUCAAGACGAAUGGUUGUUUGAGGAGAAAAUUCUUGGUGGAAAAUGCUCGAGUGAGAUGUCGCCAUUUUGUGAUGAUUCGAAGUCUUGCUCUUCAGUACUCACUAGAUCAGAUGAAUCGUCCGAGACUCGAGCGCAGGAGCUGUUGCUGUUCUCUACUUCAGCUUAUCGCGACGAGCUAAAGCUUAAUGUCGUGAGAAAGAGUCGUUCGAGGCCAGUACGGAUAUCCGGGAACCGGAAUCUCACUCCUACAGACGACGUGACCCUGUCUUCAGGCUCCGCGUCCUCGGAGACGACUUAUUGUUUGUCAAGCAGCUCAAGUGUGGACACAAGCGCGCCAAUCCGUCGCCUGGUUACCAGAGCAGAGAAGAAGUUGGAAAUGAUUCGUCACGCGUGGAGGAAAAAGCACGUCGCAUCCGCUCAUAUGCGCCGGCGUGCCGAAGCGAUUCUGAGUUACCUCUCUGGUGGCUGUUCCUCUGAGGUGAAGAUACGCCAAGUGCUCGGUGACAGCCCUGACACAAGCAAGGCUCUCAGAAUGCUGCUGAAACUGGAAGAGAUCAAAAGAUCAGGAACAGGUGGACGCCAAGAUCCCUAUAUUUACACGAUUGCUUGACAAACUCUGAGUAGAUGAUCCGUUCAUUUAUAGCCUGGUCCAAACUCAGCCAUAGAGAGUCUCGGGACAAUCCCAAUUGAUUGGGAAGUUUUGAUUAGGCCUGCUUUGUAAGCAAAUUAAAUAUGGUAGGGUAGUACAGGAUAUACUAGAAUUGAUUAGAGCUUCAUACGGAACAUAGAGCUUUGAAGUAUCAUCUUAGCUUCUCCAUUUUUGAAUCUCCCCAGAAUAAUGCCUUUUAGGGGGAGUGAAUUCAGUUCUGUGACAUAGCUAUAAUCUUGUAUG
Messenger RNA from Cucurbita pepo subsp. pepo (vegetable marrow), 1005 nucleotides. RefSeq lists its product as uncharacterized. The record is from RefSeq and is a predicted model, not a curated record. NCBI's taxonomy places the organism in Eukaryota, Viridiplantae, Streptophyta, Magnoliopsida, Cucurbitales, Cucurbitaceae.